AUGGCUGAACAAGAACAAGAGAGCGCCCGAGUUAGAGCUGAACUAGACGAAAUCAAAGGAGGCAUGUCCCAGAUGCAAGAGAUGCUGCAAGCUUUAACCUUCAGGUUUGAGAUUCCACAAGCAACCGUGAUUUCAGAGACCACGGGCCCAGCAGUAGAAGUCCCACCUCAGAGGACGUUACCCUCAACCCUUCCUCCGUAUGGGCUACCCUAUGAUUUCGUCCCCCGAGCGGAGGUGGUGCACGAAAUGGGGCAAUCUGUCCAACAAGUUGUGCCAUUACCAGUUUACACCGACGCACGUCCAGUCAUCCAUACUGUGGUUCCACCAGCCGCCUAUGCUAGGCAUGUUCCUCAUUAUGAAGAUCAAAACCACAUGUAUCAGACUGUUGACUCAACUGUUGCCGGUGACGAGGUAAGGCUUAAGGAUUUCAGGGAGGUAAAGGAGAACAUGCAGCUCCUUGAGAAGAAGUUUCGAGAUCUAGAAGGAGACCACGUCUUUGGAUCUGCUGCCAAAGAAAUGUGCCUUGUAUCCGGGUUGGUGAUUCCAGCAAAAUUCAAAACCCCAGACUUCGACAAAUACAAGGGGCAUACUUGUCCAAAAAGCCAUCUCAUCAUGUAUUACCGCAAAAUGGCUGCACACGUGGAGGAUGACAAGCUGAUGAUCCACUGCUUUCAGGAUAGCUUGAGUGGGGCUCCUUCCAAAUGGUAUCUAAGUCUGGAUCAGAACAGGAUCAGGUGUUUCCAAGACCUGUCAGACGCGUUCAUAAAACACUACAAAUACAAUAUGGACAUGGCACCUGACAGAAGACAGUUACAGAGCAUGUUUCAACAUGACAAGGAGUCCUUCAAGGAGUAUGCUCAAAGAUGGAGGGAACUGGCUUCUCAGGUUGAACCACCUCUUGCUGAGAAAGAAUUGGCCGAACUGUUUAUUGACACUGUCCAACCCCAAUUCUACGAGAAGAUGGUGGGAAGUGCUUCUUUGGGAUUCUCCGAGCUUGUUGCUAUAGGAGCUCGCGUUGAAUAUGGUGUAAGGAAUGGAAAACUGGCGGCUGUAGCUGGAACUUCAAAUCCUAAUCCAAAGAAGUUCUCUGGAGGGUUUCCUAGAAAGAAGGAAGGGGAAACAAAUGUUGUGACUGCUGGUCAAGGAAGAGCUCCUCCAAGAAGGAGACCACAACAAUAUCCACCUCAGCAGUAUGUUCAACAACCGAUUCCCUAUCAACAACCCAUGUAUCCAGUCCAGUACGCUCCUCAGCCGUACGUAGCUGCUGUGACGCCUGCAUUCAAUCAACAGCCUGCUCAGGCUUAUCAAGCGCCUCCAGCUUACCGACCAGCUCCAGUUCAACAACGUGUCGCGGCUCCGCCAGCUUAUCAACAAGCACCGGCAGCUCCUGUUUAUCAACAACCGAGAGCUCAAGCGCCGAGGCAGAAUGCUCAGAACCAAAAUAGGAGACAAGGGGAGAGGGUGACCUUCAAUCCAAUCCCAAUGUCCUACACUGAGUUGUAUCCUUCCCUAUUGCAAAAGGGUUUGGUGGUUCCCAGACCUAUGGGACCUCCACCUGAUCGUCUUCCUCCAUGGUACAACCCUAAUGCACACUGUCCUUUUCACGAAGUCAACGCCAUUGAAGACGCUUCUGUUGGUGUUACGGUUGAUAAGGCGGAGGAUGUAAAGACUCCUUUGGCAGCAUUCCAUGCCCGAUUGGUGGAAGCUGGCCUGGUUAAUGUUGAUCAUGAUAACUGUGAAGAGUGUGCCACACACCCAAGAGGAUGCCAGGUGGUACGAGACAAUAUUCAAGAUUUGAUGGAUAAAGGAGUGCUUCAAAUAUCCAGUGCUGUGAAGAAUGAAGAUGUGUUGGUAAUUGAACCUUGCUUCAAUUUACCUGAACCAGUGGAAAUCCCUUACUAUAGCAGAAGGGUGGCGCCUGAGGAUAGUCAUCCGUCGCCUGUGGAAAUAUGUAUGCCCGCACCUUUUCCGUAUGAGAGCACCAAGGUCGUGCCUUGGAAAUAUGAGAUUACUGCUGUGGAUAAGGUGGUUGAAGGAAGUUCAGACGCUGAGGUGAUAGAAGCUGUAAGUGAAGACGUCACCAAUAUUGCAGGAAUGAGCAGAAUGACCCGUAGUGGUCGAAUCUAUACGCCUGAAUUCAAUGUGACUCCUCGAGAGCCAAACAAGGAAUCAACAGUUGUAACCCCUGCUAAAGAACCUGAAGUGGUCCAAUCCGAAGAUGCUGUGGAAUUCUUGAAGUUAAUCAAGAGAAGUGACUACAAGGUUGUGGAUCAGUUGCAUCAAACGCCAUCUAAAAUCUCUAUUCUAUCUCUGUUAUUGAACUCCCAAGCUCAUAGGGAAGCUUUGUUGAAGGUGCUUGCACAAGCUCAUGUAACACAAAGCAUAACGGUAGACCAGUUUGAUGGGGUAGUUGCAAAUAUCACAGCCUGCAAUACUUUGAGCUUCAGUGGAGAGGAGUUACCUGAGGAUGGACAAAAUCACAAUCGUGCUCUCAAUAUCUCGGUAAAAUGCAAAGAUGAUGCUUUGGCAAGAGUGUUGGUUGAUACCGGAUCUUCUCUGAAUGUUAUGCCGAAGAGAACACUCGCCAAAUUAUCUUAUCAAGGACCAGCUAUGAAGCCCAGUGCCUUGGUAGUGAAAGCUUUUGAUGGGGCAGUUACCUCCACUUUACACCAAAAAAUGAAGUUUGUAGUGGACAAUCAAUUAAUCAUCAUUUCUGGAGAGGAGGACUUUGUGGACCCUGUUGGGAAAGCUUGUUCAUCUUUCGCGUCUCUGAAGAGCGCCAAGUCUAGUAUUGAAGGAGGAAACCCUGAAGGUUGGGGACAACUUAUUGAUAUUCGUGAGAAGCAUGAUCGCUUUGGUCUGGGAUAUGUGCCUUCCGCUGCGAAAGGAGCCCGAGUCCCUGCAAAGGACAACACCCGAAGCAUCCAGGAAGUAUUCCUCAACACAGGAUUCAUCCAUGGAGAUCAAGUCAAUGCAGUUGAAGAUAGCACCGAAAAUGAAGACGAGCCAUGUUUGGUUUACCGGUUUGAGACAGCUUUGAACAACUGGAAGGCGGUUGAGAUCCCCGAAAUUUUCCCUUUGUCAAAGUAA
Lathyrus oleraceus (garden pea) is the source of this 3090-nucleotide messenger RNA. RefSeq lists its product as uncharacterized. The transcript has 4 exons. Gene Ontology annotation, molecular function: aspartic-type endopeptidase activity. The coding region runs from base 1 to 3090 and encodes 1029 amino acids. The record is from RefSeq and is a predicted model, not a curated record. NCBI's taxonomy places the organism in Eukaryota, Viridiplantae, Streptophyta, Magnoliopsida, Fabales, Fabaceae. Gene Ontology annotation, biological process: proteolysis.